Nothobranchius furzeri (turquoise killifish) is the source of this 1138-nucleotide messenger RNA. RefSeq names its product galectin-4. Lineage: Eukaryota; Metazoa; Chordata; Actinopteri; Cyprinodontiformes; Nothobranchiidae. The record is from RefSeq and is a predicted model, not a curated record. Gene Ontology annotation, molecular function: carbohydrate binding.
GUCAACAGUUUCAUGUUUGCUUGUUCUUCUCCACCCUUCCUUCAUCCCGCCAGUAUAAAAGCAUGUUUCCUGUGUGAUCGCCCACCUCUCUCUCUCUCUGCCGUCAUGACCUUCGUGGCUCCUGCAGGCUACCAGCCGGUCUACUGCCCCAGCAUUCCCUAUCUGGGUCCGAUCCACGGAGGCCUGAGGGACGGGACGUCCAUCUACAUCCAGGGGUCCGUUGCCGAAGACGUCACCAGGUUCGUCGUCAACCUUCUCUGUGGACCGUCUGACUCCAGCGACAUCGCUCUGCACUUCAACCCUCGGUUUGACGGCCGGGACAAGGUGGUCUUCAACUCCCGUGUGAAUGGAUCCUGGGGGUCCGAGGAGAAGACCCACAGCAUGCCGUUCUCCAGGGGGAAUGCCUUUGAGAUGGUCAUCACGAUCUCCUCCCAGGGAUACCAGUUUAAAGUCAACGGGAAAGAAUUCUUCCUGCUCCCACAUCGGAUCUCUGUGGAACGCGUCCGUGCGAUCCAGAUUACGGGAGACGUUUCAGUCCAGACUGUUAACGUCAUCGGAGGUGGACGUCCAGGAGGCCCUGGAGACGGCACCGGGGGUGGAUUCCCAGGAUCACAUCUCCCAGGGAUGGGCGGCCAGCCGGUCUACAACCCUUCUGUUCCGUACCACACCAUGAUCCCAGGAGGGAUGCUCCCUAAGCGGACCGUCGUCAUCCGAGGCGCGGUUCCAUACGGAGCUACCAGGAUGGGCAUCAACUUUGUGGUGAGCAGAACCAAGGACAUAGCUUUCCACAUGAACCCCCGGAUGAAGGAGGGCGUGGUGGUGAGGAACAGCAGGAGCGGAGGGCAGUGGGGCCCGGAGGAGCGAGAGCUCAGCACCAACCCCUUUCAGGAGGGCCAGUACUUUGAUGUGUCGAUUCGCUGCGGAAACCAGGGGUUCAAGGUGUUUGUGAACGGGCAGCACUUGUUUGACUUCACACACCGAACUUCCUUCAACGACAUCGACAAGCUGGAGAUAGAAGGCGACGUCCAGAUCUCCUACAUUCACUUCUGAUGGCUCCCCGGUCAGAAGGAUGCCCCGCCCCCUGGGUUCCGAACCAUGGGUCCUGUUUGGUGAUUAUGAAUAAAGGCAUAAAUGUUAA